UGCGCCCAGCCUUUGAGUGACUUAUCCAGCCUGGACCCUCACGGGGAUUUUAGUACCAGCCCUUCGUCCCUGUGCACCGAGCCCCUCAUCCCCACCACCCCCAUCAUCCCCAGCGAGGAGAUGGCCAAAAUCUCUUGCAGCCUGGAGACCAAAGAGCUCUGGGACAAGUUUCACGAACUGGGUACCGAGAUGAUCAUCACCAAAUCCGGGAGGAGAAUGUUUCCUACAAUCAGGGUUUCCUUCUCGGGAGUGGAUCCUGAAGCCAAGUACAUUGUGUUAAUGGAUAUAGUUCCUGUGGACAAUAAAAGAUACAGAUAUGCCUACCACAGGUCUUCCUGGUUAGUGGCUGGGAAAGCUGACCCUCCGCUCCCUGCAAGGUUGUACGUGCACCCUGACUCCCCGUUCACGGGAGAGCAACUGCUGAAGCAGAUGGUGUCCUUUGAAAAAGUCAAACUCACCAACAAUGAGCUGGAUCAGCAUGGCCACAUCAUUUUGAACUCCAUGCACAAGUACCAGCCAAGGGUCCACAUUAUCAAGAAGAAGGAUCACACAGCUUCAUUGCUAAAUCUGAAAUCAGAAGAGUUCAGGACAUUUAUCUUUCCAGAGACGGUUUUUACUGCUGUUACUGCCUACCAGAAUCAACUGAUAACCAAGUUGAAAAUUGACAGCAACCCUUUUGCUAAAGGAUUCCGGGACUCUUCCAGACUCACUGAUAUCGAGAGAGAAAGCGUGGAGAGCCUUAUCCAAAAGCACUCCUAUGCCCGAUCCCCCAUUCGAACCUAUGGAGGAGAAGAUGAUCUCGGAGAUGACAGCCAGGCAACACAAAGCAGAGGGUCAGCCUUUACAACAUCUGAUAACCUGUCCCUCAGUUCCUGGGUAUCCUCCUCAACCAGUUUUCCUGGAUUUCAGCACCCACAGCCUUUGAGUGCCCUGGGUACCAGCACUGCAUCCAUAGCUACACCCAUUCCUCAUCCAAUCCAAGGAUCUCUGCCUCCGUACAGUCGCCUGGGAAUGCCUCUUACACCCUCUGCUAUAGCCAGCUCCAUGCAAGGUAGUGGUCCCACUUUCCCUUCCUUCCACAUGCCUAGGUACCACCAUUAUUUUCAGCAGGGUCCUUAUGCAGCUAUCCAGGGACUGCGUCAUUCCUCCGCAGUGAUGACGCCAUUUGUAUGA
Molecule: messenger RNA, 1173 nt
Organism: Leptosomus discolor (cuckoo roller)
Lineage: Eukaryota; Metazoa; Chordata; Aves; Leptosomiformes; Leptosomidae
Source: RefSeq, a predicted model, not a curated record